Messenger RNA from Acanthaster planci (crown-of-thorns starfish), 4931 nucleotides. RefSeq names its product ubiquitin carboxyl-terminal hydrolase 37-like. Gene Ontology annotation, biological process: G1/S transition of mitotic cell cycle; protein deubiquitination. The record is from RefSeq and is a predicted model, not a curated record. Lineage: Eukaryota; Metazoa; Echinodermata; Asteroidea; Valvatida; Acanthasteridae. Gene Ontology annotation, cellular component: nucleus; cytosol. Gene Ontology annotation, molecular function: cysteine-type deubiquitinase activity.
UCAAAAUGGCUGCCUUUUCCACACACGUCAAGUCCAACCAUGCCCACAACUAAACGGAGGAUUUUCCAUCGUCUCUUUUCUAGGUAAAGGUAGCAUCAGCGUAACAGCAGCAAUGACUAACUACGUGGGUAUCUAUGAGCCCAUGUGCAUGAUACAAGGCUACGUCAAGUACACCAGCCUGGAGAUGGGUAACUCCAGCUGGAAGACGGGUAACCUGGAGCUGGCCAGCACCCCGACAGGACAGGUGGUGUGCGUGGUCAAUUUUGGCAUCGGCCCCUCCAAGAAGUUGGUGGUUACCAAUCAGAUCAAAGGGGUGAUCUUCAACCACCACGUUCCCCGCUGCAACAUCAGCCUGGCCACCGGUGCCAACAUCAACUGGAAGAGCAAAGUCAAUGGGAAGCCAGAGCACCCAAACCGGCCCAGUGAAAUCACCCGCUUUGCCGAUAUUUUGGAGGACUUGCACAAGGCACGCAAGAGAGAUAAAAGGCCCAAUUCUUCAGCGCAGCUGAGCCUCAUGUCCCCUCAGUCACAAGUGUACACUCCAGUCAAGCAAAACCUAGGAGGAAGGAACUCGCUGGUCAACCACCCGGAAAAUACUGUCCCAAGAACUCGCAUAUCUCCGACCACGCCCAGAAGUUCUGCGGCACUGACGCCCUGGAACCCAUCCACCCCUAUGGGGACUGCAGGCCGAACCUCUCCCAAUCCCAUGACGACCCCCAGCCACAUCAAAGCCGCCAUGGGCCUGGUCACCUCUGAGCCCAACCGGGGCUGGGAGAGCAGAGAGGGGGACAGCACGGGCAGCGACGAUGCAUCUGCAGACCUUUUGUCGAUGAUGUUCAUGGGCGAACAGAUGGACGGCGACAAGGAGAACAUCGGCGCAAAAAAUCACAUAACGCCAAAGAUGGGUGGAGCUAGCAAGAGCGUGUACCAGAUGCGGAAGGAAGAGGGCGGGUCCCUCUUCAUGGCUUCGUUUCAGGAGAAGCAACUUCAGCUCGAAGAGAGGAAGGAAAAUACUGCUCCAAAGCCUGUUUCUAGUGUGAAGGCAUUUUACAGUAGAGGGCGCCAAGCACCUGGUUUCACUGCCUCAGAUGCACUCCUGCAGCCGAGGCAAACCAACACCAAUACUUCCAUCAAGCGGACCCCUGGUUUUCUCAGCCUUCCGCAGCCCAAGAAGCCGUGCUUGGGCAACAAGUACGUGGGCUGGAGCCAGCGAAAUGUCCCAACAGCCGUCAAGACAUCUCAGGUCUCCCUACAAGGGUUUUCUAAUCUGGGCAAUACCUGCUACAUGAACGCAAUCUUGCAAUCUCUGUUCGCCCUAGACCGCUUCACCAUGGAUGUACUCAACGGCAGUCUCCUCCAUCUCAUGCAGAAAGACAGUCUCUACAAGGCGCUAGCUUCCCUGUUUUUUGCCAAACAACGGAACCAAUCCCCCGACAGGGUGGGGACUCACCUCCGUCGGGUCAAGCAAGCGAUAUCCUCCACGGCAACCAGGUUCUCUGGGUUCAUGCAACACGAUGCCCAAGAGUUCCUCUGUCAGUGCCUGGACCAACUCAAGGAAGAUUGGGAGGAGGCCAAGCAGAAGACAGAUGCCCCUCCCGGUGACAGAAGCCCACAGACAGAGGGGAAGGAAUCCCUGGAGGAUCCCCACCCCUGCCCAGUGGUGCAGAACUUUGAGUUUGAGGUGCUACACUCCAUCGUCUGCAAGCAGUGCGGGGAGGUGGUCACCAAGGAGGAGCAGUUCUACAGUCUGUCACUGGACAUGCCCAGAAGGAGUUCCACCAACCCUGUUGGGUCCGUCCAGACGGCACUUGAGCAGUUCUUCCAUGCCGAAACCAUUGAGUAUGCCUGCAGUGAGUGUAACUGCAAACAGGCCACCGUUACUCAUACCUUCACCAGGCUACCCAGAGUAAUGAUCAUCCACCUGAAGCGAUACCGCUUUGAUGUCGAUGCCGCUCAGAACUCCAAGCUGCGACGCCGGAUUCUCAUCCCCAAGUACCUUUCCCUCCUCUACCAUUGCUCCAAGGUGACGCAGGGUCCUGCAUCCACCCCGAAGUCGUUCAUCAACGGCACAGCUAGCCCCCUCAGCAAAGAGAAGACGCAGCGGCCAUCCCUCACGGCCCUGACAGACAGGAAUGCGGCAGCCAUUGACCAGUCGGGGAGGCCUUCACUUUUCAGCUUUAAAUUGUCACGGAAACGGUUGGAGUACGGCGACGGCAAUACAGGGAACCAGCUGGGACGCACGGUUUUCUUAGACAAGCUCCCAGACUCGGACACCGACGAGACACAGCGUGCCCUGGAGAUGAGCAAGAGGGAGGCUGAGAGGGCGGAGUUAGAGAAGGAGAAGAGACAGAAGCGGGAGCAGGAAGAGCUGAUGAAGGCGAUGGAGGAGAGCAAGCAGGCUGCCCAUCGGUCCAUCUCCGAGAUGUCAGAAGAACAACAGCUGGCCUACGCUCUUGCCAUCAGCACACAAGACGUGUCGGUGCUUAAAUCGGAUGACUGCUUUCAGGAUGAUCAAGAGGCUUUGAGAGAUACACCGAGCAAAACUGACGCAUCAAAUCUUUCCCACGACAUUGAGGACACUUUCGUAUCUCUUAAGAGACGAGGGAUGGAUGAUGCGGUCCAGUCUCUGGACAAAGUUCUCCAUCAGUCGUCGGGCGAUCACAUAGGCAUUGAGUCAAAGGAGAAUGGAACUCCCUGUAAGAGAUUCAAAACUGACUGUCUGGCUUCCAAUCAGAGCACUCCGUCUGAGCAUGCUCUAGGCGGGGGUGAUGGCCCGAUCGACCUCACAGGCGAGACCCAAGAUCCCGGAGCCAACAGAACCAAACCCCACCCCUGGCGACGAGUGAAAAAAUCCAUCGCAAACUUCUUCUCGCCCGCCAAACAGACUCAGAAAGGCAGCACACUCGGUCUGGACAGCGACUUUGCGGACACCCCUCUCUCAGCCAUUAAACCCACUUUAUUGGAGGCCACUGCUGUAGACAUCUGUAGGGAGGAUGACCACAGCACUUUGCAAGUAGGGGUGAACGGCGACACUAAGCCAAGCUAUGAGGAGCUCAAAGCUAAAGAGGAUGAAGAACUCAGGAGGGCAACUCAGCUAAGUUUGCUAGAUGCUCAAGAAAUUGAUAAAAGGGAAGAGGAUGCUUUGAAACGAGCUAAGCAAAUCAGCUUACAAGAGUUUUCUGAGAGCUUCACCUGUCUCGAAGAUGAUGACGAUGCAGCUGAACCCAUGGAGAUCGAUGAGGAGUCGGACGAUGAUGCAACCAAAGAACUUGCCAAGAACGCCGAGAGUGGUCACCUGCCAUUGUCUUACCAUCUCACAAGUAUCGUAAGUCACAUAGGCAGUACAUCGUUAAUAGGACACUACAUCAGUGAUGUCUUCGACAGUAAGAAGUCGACAUGGCUAAGCUAUGACGACUCACAAGUUGUCCGCAUGUCUGAGUCGGCAGUCAGGGAAGAUCGGGAGAGAACAGGUUACAUUUUCUUCUACAUUGCCAAGUGAGAUGUGCAUAGAUGAUGUUAAGGGGGAGCUUUGAGAAGGCAGGAAACUAGUUUGUUUGAAAAGGAGACAGCAUCAUGUCUGAUAUACCAUAUUAUGACGUACAUGUACCUGGGACCAAAAAUGUAGUGCUACCCUGGCAUCUGGUCUCUGAGGCAGAUGGACCAGUUAGAAUAUUCCAAACAGGGACAAGCACUUAAGAAGCCAUUGUCAGUAGAUGCCUCGCACAUAUAUAUUCCCAAAGCACAGGAAAGGUUGGUUUCAGAAAAGAAGAGAGUUCCGGCAGUUGUGACUAAUUUGCAGGACCUUGUGCAAACAUGUCUUCUCCUGUCUCUCCCAAAGUACCUUGUCGUCGUUAUUGACCAUCCUGGAUGAGAAAUUAAAGCCAUUUGAGAAAUGCAAUUCGGGUCAGCUGAAACCAGUUCCAGUCGGCUAAAGCCAGUUCUGACCGGUUCCAUCCAUUCCCACCUUGUCUCCAGUUAAGAAUUAACAGUACUGCUUUAACGAACAGCUUCUCUUUGGAAUCAGCAUGUUAUUUAUUGGAAGAAGUCAAAAUACCAACUUUUCAUUCAACAUCACAACUCAGAGCAGUGUUUAGUUUCCACAGUUCAGAUGUUGAUAAGUGACCAUAAAUUUGAGAUACAGUUGUUUUGGUACUAGGAGAAUAUGCAUCAUAAUAUUUAUGAUUACCAUUUCCCAGAAUUUGACACUUUUAAAAUGAAUACACAUGUACUUCAAGCAUUCAACAAUACUUUUUAUCAAAAUUUGCACGGUAUCAUUAAAACAAUGUACUCUAACAAAACUUCAGUAGACACAAGAUUUGCAAUAUAAAGAAUGUUAAAAACCACUGUACUCUGCUAGUUUUGGGGUGGAUUUGUGUGUGAGAACUAAACUACGUGGAAAAAAAAAUUUCUGGAAGUAAGAGUAGAACAAUGUACUUCAUUUCUCUUUUUUUUUUUUCUGAAGCCAAAAACCAGUCAGAUUUGACAGAUAGGACAUGUGUGAUGCAAUUUCUGUCGGAUUAUAAUCAAGCAUAUCCCCACCCAGUAUUAUUACGAUGUACAUAUUGCUUAAAGAAAUGCCAAUUCCGUGGUUUGACUGACUUGUUUUUUAACUUGCACAUAGAUUGCAACAUUUCACCCCGUCUUGCAUCAUCGAAGUUGUCUGGAUUUUUAAUUAAACUCACUGCUGGGUGUGCAAGUUCCAUCAACAAUCACCCCAAACCAAGCAAAGAUAGACAGGAACAUAGAUAUCACUCAGAGGUUUUGUUUUGCUGCAUGUCUGUCUGUGAAAACCAUGAUGUCAUUUAAUCUUUUUUUUUUUUGGUAUGAUCAUUUGGUGCUGGUUUUCCAAGUACAUGUACAUUUGCGUAAUAAUAUAUGUAUUGCUGUUGAAUUAGCAAACGGAAGCAACAAUUAAAGGGAAAUGCACUUUA